Molecule: messenger RNA, 3919 nt
Organism: Chara braunii
Lineage: Eukaryota; Viridiplantae; Streptophyta; Charophyceae; Charales; Characeae
Source: the annotation of a GenBank genome assembly
GGGCUGUUGUGUGUCCCACGUGGCCCAUCUUCUGUGUGACUAUUGCGCUUGCGAGUGAGUUGAGGCCGUGGUUGUAACUAGCGGGCGGAGGACGAGUAAAGAGGCUGUUAAUUAGUCGAUCAAUCAAUCAAUCAAUCAAGCCAUCAAGCUGAUCAUGCCGGGAAUGGUAGUUCCCGCCAUAUCUGGGCAGGAGGAGGUGCGGCUUGGCGCGGAGCUGCUUCAAUCUCGCGCCAAUGUGAACAACGUGGUGCGGCUGAUUCGCGCCAUUUCCCGGCGGCGAAAAGAUGAGCGAGUGUUGACCGAAACCACGUGGUCCCUCCAGCUGUUCUUCCUCUCUCUCUAUCGCGAUGGAGUGCUUAAUGAGGAGAGAGAGAAGGAGAAGGAGAAGGAGAGAGCUGAUGCCUCCCUAUUUUUAUUACUUAACAAAAAGAGGAAAGCACGCCAAGAAGUAGCCAGCAACUCUGUCGAUGGUGAUGUCGACGGCGAUGGCGGCGGCGCUGACGACGUCCAAGCGAUGGAUAUGGUGGCAGCGGCGGCGGCAGUUGACAACAACCAAAAACAGCAGCAGCAGCAAGAGCAACUGCUGCCGAAAAAGCAUCAAGAUAUGGCCGAAGGUGAUGAUCUUCUUCCUCCUCCUUCUCCUCCUCCUCAGUCUCCUCCUCUUCUUCCUCCACCUCCUCCUCCCUCGUCGCAGUUGCUGCCCCGGGUCCAACGCGCAGUCGCUUGCGAGGCUUCGUCUUCGCCUGCGGCAUGUCUGCCCAUGGAUGUUGAUGACGUCUACCGUAAUUGGGUGAGAGAACGAUACAAGGACUGCGUGGAGGCAAUGCUGGCUAUGGUGGAAAGCGACGACGCGCCGGCCAAAGCGCAAGCGGCGGCGCUGCAUGCGCUGAUGGCUUUCGUGCGCGCUCAGCGCAAUGGCUCCUUCUUCGACAGCGAGUUGCACGCACGGAUUGUGGAGGCGAUGAUCGAGUGGGGCAACUUCACAUCAGGGGAGGUGGUAGCCAAGCUGUUCGUGGAGAGUUACUUGAAAAAGUAUGCAGAUGUGAGGUAUUUUACUCUGAAGUCUUUGAAUCGGUUGAUAACCAGAAGGACGGCGGCGAUGGCGGCGGCGCCGAGUGGUCGAUCGAAGAGGAAGCAAGCUAUGUCUGGCAUGUCGGGGGAAGGUAAGGGCAAGAGCGGCGGCAGCUGCGGAGGGGGCGGGGAGGGAGGAGGGGAGGAAGAGGGGAGGGGGGUUAGCAAGUCUGGAGGAGGGUCUGAAGUGAGGGGGGCAAGGAGGAGGAGGAGGAGCGGCGAGGAAAAGGAGGAGGGACAGGAAGAGGAGGAGGAGGAGGAGGAGAAAGAGAUGGCGAUGGCGGAAGAGAGCAGGGGGGAGGAAAAGGCGGCGGAGGAGGGGGUAAGAGAAGGAGAAGGGAAGGGUGAGGAAGACAACUCUCAAGACUCGAACAAAAGACCUUCGGUAAGUAUAGACACGUUCUUACGGAAUGUGUACGAGAUUCUGGUCCGGGUUCCUCCACUCUCCACUUACUCCCCCUCCUCCUCCUCCUCCCCCUCCCCCUCCUCCUCCUCGUCGUUAUCUGUAGCGGCUAAGUUGUUGCUGACGAAGAAGAAGGGAGGGGGAGGGGGAGGGGGUUGUGACGACGAUGGGGGGGGGGAUGGAGAACUCCGUCUCCGGGGGUGGUCAGAUGCGGACCCCCUGGUCGACCAGGACGCAAGAGAGAAGAAGAAGGGCGGGGGGAGAGGGGAUGACAAGAGUAAGAGCGCGAGCAUCAUCAUCAUGAGCAGCAGCAGCAGCAGUGGCAGUGGCAGCAAACGAAACAAAGCGCAUCUGCCGAAGAACCGGCUAUGGCGGAUGGAGAAGAUGCAGAAGAAGAUGGCCAGCGAAUGCUGGCUCUCGUUUCUUCGGGCUCCUCUUCCUGUUGACGUCUACAAGAAAGUGCUCGCGGCCAUGGAGUCGUUGGUCAUACCGAAUCUGACAAAUCCAUUGCAUCUGAGCGACUUCCUGACCUAUUCGUACGCAAGGGGGGGGGUGGUGAGUGUCAUGGCCCUGAGUGGCCUCUUUUGUCUGAUCACCAAGCACGGGCUAGAGUAUCCCGACUUCUACAACAAGCUGUACGCGAUCCUGGAGCCGUCGAUCUUCGAGGCCAAGCAUCGGUCCAGGUUCUUCGAACUGCUGGAUGUAUGUCUGAAAUCGUCUCAUUUGCCUGCCUAUCUGGCGGCGGCGUUCGCGAAGAAAUUGGCGCGCUUAGCCCUGAUUGCUCCCCCUGCAGGGGUCAUCGUAUCCAUCGCCAUGGUACGGAAUCUGCUUCGCAGACAUCCUUCCAUCAACAGCCUUGUACACAGAGAAGGAGGAAAAGUAGUAACUGUUGAGGGAGUAGGAGGAGGAGGAGAUGGUGGGAAGAACACUUUUCCUCUUCCUCCUCCUCCUCCUCCUCCUCCUGCUGCUGCUGAUAGAGCGACGCUGUCAUCUUCCUCUCAGUUGGACUCUGCUGCGUGUGCUGGUCAGACAUCACUUGGUGUUGAGCAGACGAAUGGAAGCGAGAGAGAAGGCGGCGAUGGCCAGAUGCAGCAGGUAAGGAAGAAGGAGGGAGAAGAGGGGGGGCAAUUGGCUAUGUCGGCUGGGAAGCAGAUUAGGGAUGGAGGUGGUGGUCCUGGUGUGGAUCCUUUCUUGCCCGAUGAACGAAAUACUGCCACGUGUCGCGCGCUGCAUAGCUCUCUUUGGGAGAUUGAUGCGCUGCGCAGGCAUUACUGUCCCACUGUGUCGAAGUUCAUCAAGUCGUUGGAUGUCGAUCUGACGGUGAGGAGAAAGACGACGGAAGUCUCCGUUAUGGAGUUUAGCCGCGGCUCUUAUGCAUCGGUCAUGGUGGACCAAUUAGGCAAGAAGCUGAGGAAGGUUCCUCUCGCUUUCUAUUCGUCGUCCACCUGCCCUUCCUCUCUCUUCGGCGGCCAUCGCCAAAGCUUGGGUCUUCCGUCAGCGGCAGCAGGCGGCGCCGGCGGAGGAAAAGGAGAAGGAGAAGUAGAAGGAGGAGGAGGAGGAGGAGGAGGAGGAGGAGAAAGACAACGUGGAAUUGGGGUUGGCAAGGACUUAGUCGAUUUCGAUGGGUGGGUGUUUAAGACGGGUACGGGCGGUGAUGGCGUGGACGUGGAGGGUGGUGAUGAGGAGAAAAUGGCUAUGGAGAGGGAGAAGAAGGAGAGGAAGAGGAGAUCCCAACGUUCUGUGGAGGAGAUGGAGGGAGAAUACGCUGAUAGUGAGGAUGACGGCGAUGGCGAUGAUGGUGAAGAAGAUGAGGGUGACGAUGAUGAUGAGCUUGGUGAAGAAGAUGGCGAUGGCGAUGAAGGAGAGAAGGGUAAUGGUGAGGAGGAGGAUGACGAUGGUGAUGGAAAUGAGGAGGAGGAGGAGGAUGGUGCGGACGAUGACCAGGGCGAUGGGGAAGAGGAAGAAGAUGAAGAGGGGGAAGGAAUAGAAGAGGAGGAGGAGGAGGAGGAGGAGGGUGAAGAGGAGGAAGAAGAGGAUGAAGAAGAAGAAGAAGAAGAAGAAGAAGAAGAAGAAGAAGAAGAAGAAGAAGAUGGGGGCAAUGAUGAAGAGGAAGAGGAAGAUGACGACGAUGAAGACGAAGACGAAGAGAAGGAGCCAGCACCUAAGAAAACGAAGAGAGCGUGAUGAUAUUAACAAAAAAUGAAUUAAUGAAGAAGUCCAGCACAAACGAGAUCAACGAGAGAUUUUUACCUCCCUCCCCUUCGCCCUUGCCUUCCUUUUCUUACUUCGCUUACGAUCCUUCUCUUCAUUGUUUGACUCGGCUUGUAUUCUAGUGUUUACGGAAAAAGGAAGUAAGAAAAACUUGGGAGCCCUAUUCUUUUUUCUUUUUUUUUUUUCAAUUCUCCAAUUUUGGCUCUUUUUUUUUCAAUUCUCCAAUUUUGGCUC